Pseudovirgaria hyperparasitica is the source of this 2460-nucleotide messenger RNA. RefSeq names its product N-acetylglucosaminyl transferase component Gpi1. Gene Ontology annotation, cellular component: membrane; endoplasmic reticulum. NCBI's taxonomy places the organism in Eukaryota, Fungi, Ascomycota, Dothideomycetes, Acrospermales, Acrospermaceae. The transcript is spliced from 6 exons. Gene Ontology annotation, biological process: GPI anchor biosynthetic process. The coding region runs from base 1 to 2460 and encodes 819 amino acids. The record is from RefSeq and is a predicted model, not a curated record.
AUGCACCCGUUUUCCGGAAUCACGUUAGGCAUAUUCGUUGCUGGCUAUAUAACGGCGCGGUGGGACCUGGUGACACGGCUGUAUGAGCUUGCGAUAUUCGCGUGGGAUCACGGUGUAGUUACACGAACUGCGAAGGGAUUUGGCAUACUUUCUGUAUUCUUCCUGCUACUCAUUGUACCUCUUGAAAGAAUUGCACUGCAGGAAGCACGUCUGCACCCGCGAACAGCUGGCGGCGGAAUUUCUGCUCCGGCGGGGAUCUUUCUGAGAACAUCGGAAGAUGAUAUGGUUGUGACCAAUGGCUUGAUGCGCAUCUUUUGGCCCUCUGGCACACAUCAUGCCUCGCAGAAUGGAGUCCUCUUGGGUUGGAAAAACUCAGAGCUCGACUUCUUCGUUGUCUGCGUUAUGCUCGACGUCGAGCUCAGAAGCGUGAACAAUGCGCUGCAAGUGGGAACCUUAUACCGUAAUGCGCCACAUCCAAUCAGCCAAAUUUUCGAUCGUUGUGGUGGAUCUCCAUUACAAGUGUUAGGACUGCUGAAUCCCAUCCAGGCACCGACUAGGUUCGAUAUCACCUGCAUUAUAGUCUACACGGAGCCCAAUACCAAGCGACCACGAUUGUUUUGCCCCGAGAACGGUCUAACUAUACAGAUAAUCAUUUUCGACCGUCCACACUCGACGCGUAUGCAGUAUAUGUCUUUGACGCCAAUGACCUUGGCGCUCGACGAUAAACCAGAGCGGUCCGGCCAGGGGACACCACUGGGCGACAUCGAGGCAGCAGAAGAGCUCGAGAGAGAGAGGAAAAUGGCACUUGUGCAAAAGCUGAAACUUCACACAGUAACAAGUCAUCCACCUACCCGGAAGGAACUCUCACUACCUCACAUAAUCGACCAGAUCAACUGCUCUUUUGAGCUUGCAGCAUUGUUGCAGAGAAAUAUAGGGCUUGUGGGAGUCCGAGCAAAGCGUGCGCUGAGUGUCAGUGAAAAAGUCGUGGAAUCAGCGACUGACCUGUGGGACUACAUACAUCUCGUCCUACAAUAUUUAUGGACGAUGUACAUAUACCCGGUCGCAGCUCAUAUAUUUAUCCUAUGUUUGAUGCUGCACAGGGUAUUCGGAGAGCUUGUGUUGCGCAUCCUGGACUGGAGAGUGUCUGACGAAGCUGCCGCUCUGAAAGAUAUCUCGGCGACUGCGCAACAAGUGGAUAUCCGUCUCCAACAGUUUUGCUAUUGGCCUAUUCAGUACCUCACAAUACGCAAGCGAAAGGCCAACUGGGAGAGUAUCACCAACAACCAUCCUGAGUAUAUCCGGUUCUACAAUAGCCUGUGGCUUGUUGCUAACGACGUCAUCAUCGGUAUUGCACUUGGCUCUUACAUCAUUGAAAAUGCCGUCCUUGUAGCCUCCCAGAUGGAUAUGGUAUUCAAUACAUGGUCCGUAGAAGGCCUGCGGCGGAUGAUAUCAUGGCUGAUGGAAUGGCCUGGAGGGCUGAAGCUCAACACCGAGCUCGCCGCUUUCCUGGGUGACCUUUUCCUGUGGGUUAUUGAUCACUGGGCUGGAGCAAUGUCAAUGCUCCGACCCGCACUCCCUGGAAUUAUUCGCUUCAUCGGCUUUUCGAGUUUUGCUGGCGCCACGAUGCCGAUAUCGCUGUUCGCGGAUCUGGUUUCUCUUCUCACACUGCAUAUCUACUCUUUUUACGUCGCGUCAGCAAGAAUUUUCAAUUGGCAGCUGACGAUAAUAAUUUCACUUUUUCAUCUGUUCCGGGGAAAGAAGCGUAAUGUUUUGCGAAAUCGUAUAGAUUCAUGCGACUACGAACUUGACCAGCUGUUGCUGGGAACGAUACUAUUCACGCUUCUGUUCUUCCUACUUCCUACAGUGUUUGUCUUCUAUUUGACAUUUGCUUCUGCGCGCAUGGCCAUCAUUUCUGUGAAGGCUGGUUUGGAUACCCUGCUUGCGUGUUUGAAUCAUUUCCCACUGUUCGCUUUGAUGUUACGCAUCAAAGAUUCAAGGAGGCUACCAGGUGGUAUUAGAUUUGACCUGCAGCCGACUCUGCGCACAUACAGGCCUACAUCAAUGGAUUCGGGCUCAAGUACGUCUCACAUUAAUCUGCGAUCCGUACCACUGCCGUUGAACGCCAUGUUCCACGAGUAUUUUGCGUUGGGAAAUCGGAUCAGGAAGCAUUAUUUAUCACCAGGAGUGUUUCUGUGCCUUGUCACAGGCCGAUUUGUGCCUCCUAUCCAUCGUAAAAACCUCUAUUCUUUGCAAUACUCUAUGCUACCCGCGCGCAGAGCAGGCAUUCGUGAGCUGUGGAGCAAACUUAUGGAGGAGAAACCAGAAGACAGAGUCAAGAUCAACGCAGCUUGGAACGGUCGGAAAGUGAUGAAUGGUCUAACAAACCGAAAAGGCUUUAACAACAUGGAUGGGAUACGUGGUGGUGCGCUCGGCAGAGUCCGCAGUCGAGAAUUUGGUUGA